AUGCUGUCUAUAUAUAUAGGUGUUUACAAGGCAUUGUAUGAUUACGCUGCCCAGGCAGAAGAGGAAUUGAAUAUAAAACAAAAUGAUCUUUUAUAUUUGUUAGAAAAGUCGGAUAUUGACGAUUGGUGGAAAGUGAAGAAACGGGUCGUCGCAACUGGAGAAGAAAUUGUUGAUGAACCAUCUGGUUUAGUACCAUCAACUUAUAUUGAAGAAGCUCCUGUAAUUAAAACAGCGACUGCAUUAUAUGAUUACGAUAAACAAACGGAAGAAGAACUUUCAUUUAAUGAAAAUGACAAAUUUAAUGUCUUUGAUCUCAAUGAUCCAGAUUGGAUUUUAGUUGGUGACUUAGCAAAGGAGAAGUUUGGUUUUGUCCCAUCAAACUAUAUUCAACUUGAUUCAACAGCAGAGCCAGCACAGCAUCAACAGCAACAACCACAACAGGUUUUCCAACCACCACCACAACAACAGCAGGCUAUUCCACAGCAACAGACUCAGAUUCCUAUCAACAAUUUUCCUCCACCUCCUACACAUAAAGAUAGAACACCGGAUUUCCCUGCACCACCUGCUCAUAGGGAUAGAUCACCAGAGCAUCCACCUCCAACUCCUGAAAAGGACUAUCCUCGUAUGUUUGAACAAGAGCCAAGGUCUUUGGGUUCUAGAUACGACCGACAACCAGAGGGUAGAGAAGAGGAAGAAGAUGAAGCACCUCCACCAAUGCCAUCUAGACCAACUGGGUCAAAUAUCGUGGCACCAGAACCAGUUGUAGGUCGUUCCAACACCUAUGAACAAGAAGAGAAUGUUGAACAUAGUGAGCAUUCGUAUGAUGGAGAAUUUUUCACUUGGUACAUUGACGAGGUUGAUGGUAGAAAGAAAAGAGCAAUCAAACUUUCAAUUGGCCAAGGAUUAGUAAUCAUUAAACCAAACACUACAAACCCUAAGAAAUUGAGGAUGAGAUCUUCAUCUUCUCUUGACAACCAAUGGAGAAUCAAAGACUUGAUCACAUUUAAUAACGAGAAGAAACACGUAUUUUUAGAAUUUAAGAAUCCUGCUGCAUCAUUAGAGUUACACGCUGGAUCAAAAGAUGUCGCUGAAGCAAUAAUGGCAAUCUUGGGUGAUUUGAAAGGUGCCGAAGCUGCCCAUGGUUUGAGAGAAGUCGCUAAAGCAUCAAAGGCAAGUGCCAAUGAAAGAAACAGAAAAAUAGGUAGAUUACUUUACGAUUUCGAGGUACAGGGUGAUGAUGAAUUGGAUUGUAAAGAAGGUGACGAAGUGUAUAUCAUUGACCAAAAGAAAUCCAAAGACUGGUGGAUGGUGGAAAAUAUUGCAACUCGUCGUCAAGGUGUUGUUCCAUCAACCUAUAUUGAAAUUAUUAGUACAUCCAAUUUGGAUAAAUUGACAGAUGGUCCAUUGAGAAGAAAAUCCACGAAAUCAAAGGGAAGAGUCGUUGAAACAAAAGACAAACGCAGUUCCCAUCAUAGAACCAGAGAAGAACGUGAUAGAAUUAGAGAAAAGGAUAGAGCUCAAAGAGAUAAGGCCCCUACUUCACAAACUGAACAAGACAAGUCAAUGCCAAAUUUCCACAGAGUAAGAACUUGGAUUGAUAGUUCUGGUACGUUCAAAGUUGAAGCAGAAUUUUUAGGAUGUGUUGAAGGUAAAAUCCAUUUACAUAAGACAAAUGGUGUCAAGAUUGCAGUUGCUGCCGACAAGUUGUCAGUGGAAGAUCUUGAGUAUGUCGAAAGAGUUACUGGUACUUCUUUGGAACAAUAUAAAGAACAAGUAAUGAAACAACAAGCAAAGAGAGCAAAAUCAAAGAGCAAAUCAGGUGCUACUGCGACUCCUUCAAGUACCAACGAAACAAAAUAUGCAUCAUCGGCAACUGCAGCAAUUAAUGACAUUGCUCCACCUAAACCCACAAGACCACAAACAACAACACAAGUAUCCAAUAAUGGUGCCCCAUUGUAUGACUGGUUUGACUUUUUCCUUGAAUGUGGAGUCGACAUUGGUAAUUGUCAACGUUACACUCUCAAUUUUGAGCGUGAACAAAUGGAUGAAAAUAUUUUGGAAGACAUUUCACCAUCCUUGUUGAGAACUUUAGGGUUAAGAGAAGGAGACAUUAUACGAGUCAUGAAAUAUUUGGAUGCAAAGUUUGAUCGUAAGAAAACACCAGAAGCACCACAACAGAAUGGUGGUUUGUUUAUUGAUAAGAAUGGUAAUUUGAAAAACAACAGCUCUUCAACUGAAAUAUCCAAGGUCUCAGCCGAUGCCUUGCCAUCUCCAGUUAAGACUCAGGUCACUUCUUUUACCCCUGUUAAUGAAUCUACUCAAAAUAAUAACAAGAUUGAAGAUGACGCAUGGGCAAUGAAACCAGCUGCAAGAUCAAGUGAAGAUCUUCUCAAACCUUCUCCUCAACCACAAACUCCUCAAUACACAGGAGCUUUGUCCGAUCUUGUUAACAUCAAACCUGUUGGAACUAGCAAUGAAAACAAGGCUAAAACAGAGCAAAUACCAGUUGAACCAUCAGCACCAGCACUUCAACCAAUGAAGACUUCAAAUACUGCUGCCACCUCUUCUAUUCCUCCUCAGGGCCCUGGUGUAACUCCACAAAGAACAGGAACUUUGGUUCCCGUCCAGAAGACAGGCGGUUUAGUGCCUGUUCAAAGAACUGGUGCUGGAUUAGUGCCAGUGCAAACAGGUGGUUAUUUGCCUGCUCAACCUACAGGGUUUGUUCCAAUCACUGCUCAACCUACUGGUUUUAUUCCAAUUCAAGCUACAGGAAUUUUGCAGCCACAAUUAACAUUUGGUAUUGUUCCCUUGCAAACAGGUACAAGUACUUUCAAUGCAAAUAACAAGACUGCACCACCAAGACCAGACACGGCACCUCCUCCAAUUACCACAUUUGGACAGCAACCCACGUUCCAGCCUGCGUUUGUUCCAUUACAAACAGGUGUAAUUACCAUGCCUCAAACCACUUUUGGUGGCCAAUCCCAACAGUUGCCAACUCAAAUAACUGGUGGUGCACCACCGCAAACAUCCUUUAACCAACCAGCAUUAGUUCCAACACAAAGAACAGGCGGUCAAAUUACUGGUGGAUUUGUACCACAAUCCAAUUUUGGUAAGCAAAUUACUGGUGGAUUUAUGGACACUAAUACGUUGUCAUUUGGACAACAAAUCACUGGAAAUGCACAACAACAACCGCCACCAUCGACUUCAUUUGGACAACAAAUAACUGGAGGGUUGCCAGCAACUUCUUUUGGACAGCAAAUUACUGGAGGUUUCCCACAAACGUCAUUUGGCCAGCAAAUGACUGGUGGAGCACCACAGACUUCUUUUGGGCAGCACAUAACUGGUGGUAAUAUGCCAAAUACCUCAUUUGGCCAGCCAUUUUCUCAACAAGCUACAUCUAACCCAUUUCCUCAAAUGGCUAAUCAAUUUACACAGCAGCAACAAUAUCAACAACAACAACCAGUAAUGAACCAAUUUCAACAACAACCGCAGCAACAGCAACAACCAUUUUACAAUCAAUUUCAACUGCAACCUAAUCUUAAUCAAAUGACAAAUAUGUUUCAGAAUACUUCUAUAUCUUCUCCUGCUACGUUCAAUCAACAAAUUCCAACCACAACUUUUGGCCAACAACCUCAAUUUGAAGGAUUUGGAUCACAACCAUUACAGUCACAACCAACUGGUAUGGGCUUUGGAAAUGCACCAUUGCAAUCACAACCUACGGGGAAGAGAGCUAAUCUACAAGCAGCAACACCAGAUAAUCCCUUUGGAUUCUAG
This is a messenger RNA of Candida albicans SC5314, 3774 nucleotides long. RefSeq names its product cytoskeletal protein-binding protein (gene SLA1). Gene Ontology annotation, molecular function: cytoskeletal protein binding; protein-macromolecule adaptor activity; identical protein binding. The record is from RefSeq and is a predicted model, not a curated record. Bases 1 to 3774 code for a protein of 1257 amino acids. Lineage: Eukaryota; Fungi; Ascomycota; Pichiomycetes; Serinales; Debaryomycetaceae. The transcript has a single exon. Gene Ontology annotation, biological process: regulation of actin filament polymerization; actin cortical patch assembly. Gene Ontology annotation, cellular component: nucleus.